AUGCUGGCCUCAGGGAACAGCUCUUUGCAUCCUGUGUUCUUCAUCCUACUUGGGAUCCCAGGACUUGAGAAUUACCAAUUUUGGAUUGCCCUUCCUCUCUGUGCUAUGUAUCUUGUGGCUAUAGUUGGCAAUAUCAUUGCCCUUCAUCUAGUUCGAACUGACCACACUCUGCAUGAGCCCAUGUCCCCCUUUCUAGCCAUGCUAGCUAUCACUGACCUGGCCCUUUCUUCUUCCACCCAACCUAAAAUCCUGGCUAUACUCUGGUUUCAUGCUCAUGAAAUUGAAUACCAUGCCUGCCUCAUCCAGGUGUUCUUCAUCCAUGCCUUUUCUUCUGUGGAGUCUGGGUUGCUCAUGGCUAUGGCCUUGGACCGUUAUGUGGCUAUCUGCUUCCCACUCCACCACUCUACUAUCCUGACCCCAGCUGUGGUGGGUAAACCGGGGGCAGCUGUGAUGAUGAGAGGGUUGCUGUGGGUGAGUCCCUUCUGCUUCAUGGUCUCCAGGAUGCCCUUCUGCCCCAACCACAUCAUUCCACAGUCGUACUGUGAGCACAUGGCUGUGCUAAAACUGGUGUGUGCAGACACUAGAGUCAAUUAUGCAUAUGGACUCUUUGCGGUCUUCUCUGUGGUUGGCUCUGACAUGAUUGUCAUCAGUAUAUCCUAUGUGGUGAUUUUGAGAACUGUUCUGAGGUUGCCCUCUGAUGAAGCCCAGCUCAAGGCUUUUGGCACAUGUGCUUCCCAUAUCCGUGUCAUCUUGGCUUUUUAUAUCCCAGCCCUCUUUACUUUCCUCACCCACCACUUUGGACAUCAUGUACCCCGGGUGGUACAUAUCAUGUUCGCUAAUCUCUAUCUUCUGGUACCUCCCAUGCUCAAUCCCAUCGUCUAUGGAGUUAGGACCAAGCAGAUCAGGGACAGGGUUAUUCCAGGAUGUUGUGGAAAAGAUCCCUAA
Molecule: messenger RNA, 945 nt
Organism: Odobenus rosmarus divergens (Pacific walrus)
Lineage: Eukaryota; Metazoa; Chordata; Mammalia; Carnivora; Odobenidae
Product: olfactory receptor 52R1-like
Exons: 1
Coding region: 1-945 (314 amino acids)
Biological process (GO): G protein-coupled receptor signaling pathway
Cellular component (GO): membrane
Molecular function (GO): G protein-coupled receptor activity; olfactory receptor activity
Source: RefSeq, a predicted model, not a curated record